Messenger RNA from Paramormyrops kingsleyae, 3964 nucleotides. Its product is annotated as fibroblast growth factor receptor substrate 2-like. Gene Ontology annotation, cellular component: cell-cell junction; cytoplasm. Gene Ontology annotation, biological process: fibroblast growth factor receptor signaling pathway. The record is from RefSeq and is a predicted model, not a curated record. Gene Ontology annotation, molecular function: fibroblast growth factor receptor binding; transmembrane receptor protein tyrosine kinase adaptor activity. Lineage: Eukaryota; Metazoa; Chordata; Actinopteri; Osteoglossiformes; Mormyridae.
CUACACAAACAAUUAUUUUGAGCAAACGAACAAGAUCACUUUCGCCAUCCAGCGGUGUGAUACAGUAAGUUGCGUGUACCGACGUCUAUGGAAUAUAGACUUUAAGUAUCAAACACAAUGAAAUGUAAAAUAUGUACCAGAACUAUACAUUUUAAAAAUAUAUAAUGAAUUACAUAAAAGUAAAUCUCCCCUCGGGAUUAAUACGAUAUAUUGUAUCUUAAAAAGAAAAACUUUUUGUAAUUGCAGUUUGAUUAAACAUAAAGGAACCGCCCCAGAAUGAGAGAAAUAUGAAGUGUAUGAACCUCAAAUAAAAAAACGAUUCACUGGGGAGAAAGUUUUGGAUAAAAAGCAUCUAAUGAAUAAAUCUAGCUUCCCAUCUUUCUUCGUAGCUGCAAACCUUUAUCUACACAGUGAUGGUGGUCUGCAAACACUAGAUUCCGCAAAUAUUACAUAGACUUAAUAAGCCAAUUACCUGUAGACAUAUAAUUCUUGAACAACUUGAAGGAAAAAAUAAUUGAGUUGUGUUUAAUGACAUUUCUGACAAUAACAAAAGCUAAAUAAUUUUAAUGCUGAGAGACAUCUGCUGCCAUAGGUUGUCAUUUUACAUAACGUGUGUUAUAAUAGCCUGCUAGACGUUUGGGAUGUUUUUUGAUAAGUCGUUAAAUAUCGUUCACGCCCUAGAAAAUCAUUGUUGUUAUUCUCAUUGGCUUUCAGAAGUGAAAGGUUAAUCGGUGGCUCUAGGACAUAGGAUCUGCGAGUUCUGAUUUAGUAGUUAACGCCGAUGCGAACUGUAUUUGUCUGCUAUGACACAGAAAUACAAGCCUUAAAAAAAGAUAUCGUCGUAUUAUUUUUCGGUUCUUGUAACAUAUCCCAGUCUACAAUAAAGAAUAUAAAAAGCCUGACCCGAAAAAUAUAUAUAACUCUUUAUUUCCUCCAAAUGGCACACGGGAAAAGGGCAGUAGAAACUUUACGUUUGUUAAUCAACUUGCGUUUAUUUUCUAAUGCCUACCCCGAUUUGUUUUGGUUAAACCGAUUCCAAAUACAAUUGCACGUCUUACACGUGAUGGAUUAAUAAUGCCACGACGUUUUAUCAGAAUAUCUAGGCAAACAGUAACAGCCCAAACUUCUCAAAUACAGCACGACCCGGAUGCGAUUGCCGGGCUGCGCCUGCUGGCGGAGGGAGGCCCGCUGCUGGGGGGCACCGUGCGAUCUGGCCGCUGCAGCAGCGGGGCACCGCUGGCUCGCCUCCUGCUUGUUUUUUCCUUUCUUUUACAAGUAUUUUGGUGCACUUUAAUGCCACAAUAGUCAGACUAAGAAGGCCAGAGGAAUCCCUAGUCCGUGUAUUUUGGUUGUGUAAAAUCCCUCAGAGUUUGGCGUGUUUUUUCAGAGUUUGGUCACCAGGCAGAGGGAUUUAAUCAGCCCGGGAGUCUGCGUGCUACCGCGCGAUUCUUUUACGCCGCUUUUGCGGUUCUUCAAUUCUGGGUGACGUCGAUGUGCUCCGCAGUCCCCAAAGUGCUGGGCCAUCGAGGCCUGAACCUCUCCCCUUUCUCAGCAGACCUGCGAGGAGCAGUCAGCGUGUCACCAUGAUGUUAUGAAAGUCCGGGAGCUGGAGAGGGAACCAGGGACGCCGAUGGCUGGAAGUAGAAGUCUAAUGGUCUUCUGAAGAAGCAUGGGAAGCGGCUGUAGCUGUAGAGACAAAGAUCCAGUCCCAGAUAACCAUCAGAACAAGUUUAAGGUCGUCAACGUGGACGACGAUGGUAACGAGCUGGGGUCGGGCGUCAUGGAGCUGACCGAAGGGGAGCUGGUGCUGCACACGCGCAGACGUUACACGGUCCGGUGGCCCUACCUGUGCCUGCGUCGCUAUGGAUACGACUCCAACCUCUUCUCCUUCGAGAGCGGCCGCCACUGUCAGACGGGCCAAGGCAUAUUCGCCUUUAAGUGCGUGCGGGCGGAGGAGAUCUUCAACAUGCUUCAGGACAUCAUGCACAACAACCGGAUCAGCGUGGUGGAGGAGGCGGUGCAGGAGGAGGCGGUGCAGGAGGAGGCGGUGCAGGAGGAGGCGGGGCCUAUGCCUCUACCCACAAGCUACCUUCUGCCUUUGGAGGCCAGUGGGGCUCCACUGUGCCCAUCGUUGGAAGGAGAUGCGUCGCGUCCAUCCAGCCGACACUCAUCUGCCCGGUUGCCGUCCGUGGGGACAGAGUCCACACACCCUCUGCUGGUCACUGACGAGAUGGUCCACACGUAUGUGAAUACCACAGUGGUUCAGCAAGAGGAUUGUGAGGCUAGUGGCCUCCACCCGCCGGUGGAGCUCAGGAUGUCUGACCCAGAGCCCCAGGUGCUCCUGGACCACAGCGGGGUGAAGUUCACGCUUGGGCCCACACCUGUCCAGAGGCAGCAGAUGGCCAAGAAAAAGCAACCGAACUCUGCAGAAGUGAACCAGGGAAGGAAUAUUCAGCCUGGCGGUGGUCCAGCAGAUGAAUCGGACAGUGAUAAGCUGAAGCAGUUCUCAGGAUCUCCUGGGUCUUCAGAGGAUCACCAGAAAGGGACAGUCCCUCCGACUCAAGGCAGCCAUUUGCUUGGCCCCGUCUCUGAUGACGCUGGCAGCAAGUGGAUUGCUCCGAGCUCAGAACCAUCCCCUUCUCCGGCACCGGUCUGGGUACGCCGUAAGCCUUGCUCAGAAGAACCACCAAAGACGACGUGCCUCAAUGGUCACCCCACGGCCCCCCAGACGGACCCAUCGCGCUGCUAUGUCAACACAGAGAGUGCCCUGAGGCCACACCCAUGGCGUGGACCCGAUCGUUCCCCUCCCUCCAUGUUCAGAUUCGAUCUCCACUGGCCCGGCUUGGACCCUCACCGGCAGCUCCACUACAUCGAGCUGGAGAUGGAGAGGGGCUCAGGCUCCAGCAGCCCCCACACUCCCUGCACCCCCACCCCACCCCUGGCGCCACCGGCGACCCGCCGCACAGAACUUUACGCCGUCAUCGACGUGGAGCGAACGGUGGCCAUGUCCAACCUUCAGAAAGCGAUGCCGCGAGAGGAUGGGGCUUCAAGGAAGACGCGGCAUAACAGUAAUGAGCUGCCCGUGUGACUCACCCGGAGCUGCAGUCACACCAUGAAGAGCGCCUCCCCCAGGGCAGCUGGGGAACAACUCAUGGUGGGUUUUCCAGAAGAUGAACAGUCGCGACUCCUUAAACUUGGAUGAAUUAUUAUGUAUGUACUGUGUAUUUAGCCAAGGGAGAUGGUCCAGGAACUUCAUCCAUUGUCAUUUUCCUUCCUAUGGGAAUCUGCUACCAUUUACCAGUGAAUCGAACGCUAAUGUUCGGUCGUGUCGGGCCAAAGCUGAGGUUGAAGAAGGGGGGCUUUGUCGGUCACAUGGCACGAAUCAGUGAUGGCUGACCCGUCGUUUUCCGUUAUCUCAAAUUUCAGUAUCUGAAUACUCUGCAGUUUUGAAGUUUGAAAUUUUGUCAGAUUUUACAAGUUCAGAAUGUAGUAGUUCUGCUACAUUUGGAGCUCAGCUGGUUGUACUUGAAGUACUUUAAUUAGGCGGCAUAUUUUCAUGCCCGUUGCUUGCAAGCUGGCAGUAAGUUAUUUUUUACUAAAGGAUUGUAACUUUACAAAACUGUUUGCUCAUUAUGAUGCAUUUUAUUCUCCUCAUUAAAAAUUCAUAAUAAAUAUGAAAUGAUAAAAUAUGAUGCUGCACGUUUUCAUUUGGUUUUCAUAUGUGUAUAUUUUUUUUGAACAUUAAAGAUUUUCCUACUGAUUAUAGGAAUUGUGUAAAUUAUGGAAUAUUAUUUUUGACCAGUAAUGAAAGUGAAAUUUUACUGAAUGCUUCUCAUCUUGCUCUUAUCAGGGCUGUCCGGUGUUUUGUGUGUAAAUCUAAAACGGCUGGAAAUACCCCCAGACCACACCAGUUUGGAGGAAAAUGAUGAUUUGAUUUUGGAAUGAAAUAUGAAUGGAAAAAUUG